GUUUUUAAAAUAAUGAUAGUAAAAGAAUAACCUGAAGAUGCGUCCUCCUUCGGUAUUUAGCAGCUGACGUCUGAGCAGUUGGCUCAUCAACACAGAAUCGGUCCAAGAGGUGCAAAUGACACAAGAUGAAAAUGUGCUUCCCAUUCUGUCUAAACACGACCUCUACCUCGGAUGUGAAAUCUGUGACCGAGAAACACUCCAAAAAAGAGAAGAUCAGUUAUUGUGCAGAUUCAACAAAUGAGAUCUAACGAGCUGCAGCUUCAUAUUUACUCUUGUCCAGAAAGCAAUUGAGCUAAUUAACCAAAGAUGAUGAACUGCUCCUUUAAUGUAAAUAAUUUAUGUCUGUGUUGCAUUUUUAUUAAAACAAACCUACUCCCUCUUAACCCAGAGGAUUCGCCUCCAAGGCUCACAACUUUCUUCUGGAGUUUCAGCUGUUGAAAUAAGAUUUUUUAAAUAAAAUAAGUCAAUUCAUUUAUAUAGAAGAGUCAGGGGAAAAAAAGAAAAAGAAAGAAACUAGAACACAGACGCACAUCUGACAUCAAUAAUGCAACGGUUGGCAUUUGUGUUUUGCAGUCCUGUCAUCAGUGAAGCAUCGCUGCUCCUCCUGCAGCUGAGGAGGUAAAAGAGACCCUGUGACACUGAUACAGGAGAUGAAGGAUGAGAACACGUUUUAUUUCUGUCUUUGGUUCAAAUGUCACCGGCUCCUCUGCCACAGUUACUCCUCUAUUGAUUUACUGUCUGCGUCAUCGGGUCACAGAUUUGUAAGAGACUGAGAAAAAGGGAAAACGUCUGCUGGGCCAAUGUGAGGCUUCAUCAUCCAGGUGGAAACACUACAACUCUCUGCUCAGGAGGUCCACUUCCUGCUCUGACGUGGACGGAGGCUCCCGGGGCAUCACAACCGGGGGAGCACUUUGGAUAACCUGUUUUUAUCUUUGACCCUUUUCUGCUCCAGCAGCCUGAAGAGGAGGAGGUCUGAGCCUGAGUUCAGUGAAGAGGAGGAGACAGGCGGUAAUAAAAAGAAGAAGCAGAGAGGGGAGGACCGACAGUGAGAAGAGAAGAGAAGCAGAGACGGACCAGAGGCUGUCGCUCAAAGAUGGAUCUAGAUUUUCUUCACGCCCUGGAGAGAGAGAGAGUCCUGGAUGUCCUGCGGAGAGACAAACAGCUGCGUAUCAUAGAGGAGGACAGGAUCAGGAGAAUGAAACACGAGCUCCAGGAGCUUCGCAGACGAGGCGCCAAGAGUUUCACGCGGCAGUACGGCGAGCGGACCUGCGCCCGCUGCCAGAGGCCUCUGGGAAAGUUCUGGAACUCGGGCGACGUCUGCCACGGCUGCAGCCACCGCAUCUGCAGCCGGUGUCGUGUGGGCGUGGGAGCGUCGGGCUGGACGUGCACAGUGUGUUACGCCUACAGCGAGGUGAAGAUCAGGUCUGGAGAUUGGUUCGUGGAGGAAAAGUUAAAGAAGUUUCCCGUCUCCCAAGACAAAUAUGAAACAGUCGGGGAGAAGCUGUUGCAAACCUACAAUGUCCUGAGUCAUAUAUCUGUGGUGCCGCCCACUCCUCCACCACAUCUGGAUCAGCACUUUCUGAGCAGAUCGGGGAGUUUGAACAACUCAAAACCUUUCACCAAAUCGGUGGAGGAUCUCAUGGUUUCCUUCACGAGUCACAUGAAGAAUAUUUCCACUUCUCAAAACGACGUGCAGGCCGACCUGCUGUUCGUCGGCAACGGGCGCAAAGGGUCCUGCUUCACCUUCACCCACCAGAAGAGCCUGUCUGACACCGAGAUCAACAAAUCCUCUCGUCUUUUUAAAGUCCCAAGUCUCCCAAACCUGUUCAAGAAAACCAAAGACAGCGACCAGGAGGGGUCGUCCACCGGAGCCGAGGAAGAAACCUCCUUCGGCUCUGAGCACUCCGGAGGAAAGAGAGGCAGCAGCAGCAGCGUCGGCACAGACUCCGGCCUCUUCGAGAGCGUCAGCGUGGCCGGAGAGCUGGAGCUGUCUCUGACCUACGACCCCGACGCCUCCUGUCUGGAGAUCACGGUUUGCGCCUGCAGGAAUCUCUCAUAUGGGAACACGAAGAAGAGGAGAUGUCACCCAUUCGUCAAAGUCUUCGUGCUCCCGGAAAAGAGCGGCAAAAUGAAGACGGCGGUGAAGAAGAACACAACUGAUCCUGUUUUUAACGAGGUUUUAAAGUAUCAUAUAGAGCGCCACCUGCUGUUUGGAAAGAGACUGCAGGCCACGGUGUGGCAUUCAGGAACCCUGAGAAGGAAGGUGUUUCUGGGUGAAGUCCUCAUCCCACUGGACGGCCUGACGUGCAAGGAUCAAUCCUCCCAGAGCUUCAACUGGUACCCACUGUGUCCCAAGGCUGAGAGACCAGAUGGUGGCGCUAUGGAGCAGGACGGAUGAGAACUGCUGGUCAGAGUCAUGUUCACCUCCAACAACAAGGGUGUCUAACUCUGGGACUGUAGGCAGAGAUCGAACCCGGAUGACGCUCGUUUCCGAAGGUGAGACCAGGCCUCGCACCGACUGCUGGUUGGCAGUCUCCUGGUCUCUCUCUCUCUCUCUCUCUCUCUCUCUCUGAACCUGGACCUGUGGGACCAGCCUCUGAGGGAUCCCUGGCAGGGGCCCGAAGAGACCCCUGGUACCACGAGACAUUUCCAUCUCCUCAUCCUCAAUAGCUAAUCCUCUGAUAUCUCAUCUAUCUCACAUUAAUAAGCAGCAUAUACAAUUAAUGUAUGUUUAUAACUCACUAUAAACCAUUUGUAAGCAGUUAUAAGGAUCGUUUAAGUGAUUGACAUUUGUAAAAGUUCAUGAAUGAUAUAAUGUGAAUUAAGAAUAAUUCCUGUAUUUGUAAUUUUUAGGACCAUGAAAUGUGAUGUAUUUAUUGAAAUCAUUUUUUAAUGUUAUUUUUGUCAACCAUGCUCAUAUUUAUUGAUGAAGUAUUUAUUUAUAGUUUCUCUAUCGAUGAUAAUAAAGAUAAUAAUGAAUAAAUAAUUAUAAAGCUCUGCAACAAAUCACAUAAGUCAUCGAUGGUGAUUUCUUUACCUAUUUUGCCGCCCGCCAGCCACCAGGGGGCGAUCAAGACCCUUUGGCUUCACUACUGUCAUCCAUCUUUUUAUAAAGUCUAUUGAAUCUGCUGGGUAUUAUGAGUGUAAAGUGGUUUAAAACGUUUCAACUUUAAUUUCCCUUUCUUCUUUAAU
This is a messenger RNA of Platichthys flesus (European flounder), 3192 nucleotides long. RefSeq names its product synaptotagmin-like 3 (gene sytl3). The transcript is spliced from 13 exons. Gene Ontology annotation, cellular component: exocytic vesicle; plasma membrane. Gene Ontology annotation, biological process: exocytosis; intracellular protein transport. Lineage: Eukaryota; Metazoa; Chordata; Actinopteri; Pleuronectiformes; Pleuronectidae. The record is from RefSeq and is a predicted model, not a curated record. Gene Ontology annotation, molecular function: neurexin family protein binding; small GTPase binding. Bases 1094 to 2398 code for a protein of 434 amino acids.